Molecule: messenger RNA, 1005 nt
Organism: Salvia splendens (bonfire salvia)
Lineage: Eukaryota; Viridiplantae; Streptophyta; Magnoliopsida; Lamiales; Lamiaceae
Product: lectin CPL
Exons: 1
Coding region: 35-859 (274 amino acids)
Molecular function (GO): carbohydrate binding
Source: RefSeq, a predicted model, not a curated record
CACCACAUCCAAAGCAAAACCUAAGUAAUUAACCAUGGCCAAGCUUUUCCAAACCCUAAUUCCAGUGCUUUCCUCCAUAGCCUUGCUCCUUGCCACCGCUAACAUGGCGCGGUCGCAGACGACCUCCUUCCAAUAUGAUUUCUACGGCCAGCAGCCGACCGACCUACUGUUACAUGGCGACGCUCACUUCCCUUCCGACUCCACCUACCUCCGCAUGACCAACACCGACAGCUCAGGCAACCCGUUGCAAUACCGCGUUGGCCGAGCCGUGUAUUCCAAGCCGAUCCAAUUUUGGGAAGCAGGAGCUCAGGUCGACCUCGAAACCACCGUAAAAUUCAUCAUCAACCCCAAAAGCGGCGACUCAAACCCCGCCGAUGGCUUCACCUUCUUCAUCCAGCCCGUUGGAUCCCCAGUCGGUUUCACCGUCGGCAGCUUUGGAAUCUUUGACUCAUCCGGUCAAAAUCCGUCCGUCUUUGCCGUGGAAUUUGACAUCUUCGUUAACGGCGGAGUGGAUCCGAAUUAUCGUCAUGUUGGGAUUGACAUUGGAUCAAAUGUUUCCAAAAACACAACCAACGUCGGCAACGCAUUUCUGGGGCAGGAGGUGACUGCCCGUAUCAACUACCAGCAAGCAACCAAAUUGAUCAGCGUUCAAGUCACGGCAGCCUCACAAAGUUUUGAAGUGAGCUAUAUGUUCGACUUGAGCACCAUUCUCCCUCAGCAGGUUGAGGUCGGAAUAUCCAGUGCCACCGGAGGCCAAAUCGCCGUUCACGACCUCAUAUCGUGGUAUUUCACUUCCACUCUUGUGCUUACCAGUGCCAACCGUGAAUUGGAGGAUGAUCACAUUCGCCAGUAUGUGUGAUUUUCAUGGUAGUAUUGUAAGCUAAAUAAGGACGUUUAUAGGUCCAAAAAUAAGGCUAAUGACCGUCUUAUUGAUGUAUUAUGUAUCACGUCUUUAUCAGCUUCACUACCAAGAUUGGAAUGGAAUCAGUUUGUGUGGUUUUGUUA